AUGGGACGUCUAGAAGCCCUGGAAUGGGCUCGAGCCCAAGAUCAGAAAACAAUAGAAGAACUGCGUCAACAAGUGGCCGCGCUAGAGGACAAGUUAGUUAAAACACUUGGCCGGACGCUGAACGAGGACGAGCAGCUCGUGAUCACCUACGCGGCCAACAACGGCGACGCGCUGCUGAGCACGAAGCACCAGAAUCUGGCCGAGACGGCCGCCGUGCUGCUCGCCUUCUUCGACGCGUCGAUGGGGGCCCAUUUGCUCACGAAAUUGGAGCGCAACCACUACAAUCAGCUGCUCCAGGAGCACGCGGCAAAAGCCGCCCCACCCGCCCAACGACCAAAGAUGCGCGGCGGUGGCGCGGCGACGGCCCACGCCUUCAAGCCGUCCGAGUUCUACGGAUUCACCCAUCUCCUCCGGAUAUUCAUCACGUUCGGCACGCUGCUCCAGAAUGCGCAGUGGAAGGAUCGAGCAGUCGCCGUUAUUGUUAGGGACACGCAAGACAUCAUCUACUGGCUCGACCAGAACAAGGACCGGUACUACAACGGCGAGGAAUACGAGACGCCGCCUCCGGAUUAUGUUAAGAACGCCUUUUCC
Molecule: messenger RNA, 591 nt
Organism: Mesorhabditis spiculigera
Lineage: Eukaryota; Metazoa; Nematoda; Chromadorea; Rhabditida; Rhabditidae
Source: the annotation of a GenBank genome assembly